CACCAGUGCGGGGAGGACCCAGAUCAUUACACCAAGCAGGAAUUCCUAAAAAUGGAGCUCUACCUGCUCAAGUUCUUUGACUGGAGCGUGUCUUAUCCCACUGCCGUCCACUUUGCCGAGUACUUCCUGAGCACCGAGGGCACCGAGAUGACAGAGGAAGAAACCUGCAACCCGGUGGUGAUCUCUGGUUCCCCGUUAAGUCAGCAGGAGAGAAGUGAAAUGAAGGCUCAGAUGGACAGACUCACAUCUUGCUUCUUGGAAGCCUCACUCAGAGAGACACUGUUUCUUCAGUAUCCGAGCUCGCUGACUGCUGCUGCGGCUCUGUGUGCAGCUCGGAUCUGCCUCGGGCUGCCCACUGCCUGGAACCACAAGCUGACCGGCGUCACACACUACGAUCUCCAAACGAUGUCACAUGUCGUCGACCACAUGCUCAAGCUAUUCUACAAUGACAGUGACGCAUAAAUAAAGGCGGUUUAUUGUAAUAUUGGCACCUCAACUGCACUUGUAAAGGCCACAAAAUCACUUACUAAAGAUCACCACCACUCUUCUAUUUCAGCACCACUUCACCCACUAUUUCUCGUCUUUUAAAGCACCACUUCACUUCAACUGCUCUUCUAUUUAAUAUCACUAUGUUUUAUGGUAUUGUGUUCAGAGUUGGCAAAAAAUAA
Messenger RNA from Geodia barretti, 668 nucleotides. NCBI's taxonomy places the organism in Eukaryota, Metazoa, Porifera, Demospongiae, Tetractinellida, Geodiidae. The record is from the annotation of a GenBank genome assembly.